AACCACUACACCUCACUCCGUCUCAUCAAAAGCUCACAAACAAAGGAGAAGCGGAAGUUUCAAGUCUCUGUGAAAUGGAGGGCAAGGAAGAGGAUGUUAGAUUGGGAGCCAACAAGUUCACCGAGAGGCAGCCAAUUGGAACGGCUGCUCAGGUUCCCGAUAGCAAGGACUACACCGAGCCACCACCGGCUCCUCUUUUCGAACCUGGGGAGCUCACUUCUUGGUCCUUUUACAGAGCUGGUAUCGCUGAGUUUGUAGCCACUUUUCUCUUCUUGUAUAUCACUGUUUUAACAGUCAUGGGCGUCGUCCAGUCCGAGACCAAGUGCAAAACAGUCGGUAUUCAAGGGAUCGCUUGGGCGUUUGGUGGCAUGAUCUUCGCUCUCGUCUACUGCACAGCUGGAAUAUCAGGGGGACACAUCAACCCAGCGGUGACAUUCGGGCUGUUUUUGGGGAGGAAGUUGUCGUUGACAAGGGCACUUUUCUACAUGGUAAUGCAGUGCCUUGGCGCCAUCUGCGGUGCUGGUGUGGUGAAGGGUUUUGAAGGAGCAAGCAGAUACGAGCGGUUGAAUGGUGGAGCUAACUUCGUGGCCCAUGGUUACACCAAAGGUGAUGGUCUUGGUGCUGAGAUUGUUGGCACUUUUAUUCUUGUUUACACCGUUUUCUCUGCCACUGAUGCCAAGCGUAACGCAAGAGACUCCCAUGUUCCUAUUUUGGCACCUCUGCCCAUUGGUUUCGCUGUGUUCUUGGUUCACUUGGCCACCAUCCCCAUCACUGGAACUGGUAUCAACCCAGCUAGGAGUCUUGGUGCCGCCAUCAUCUUCAACAGGGACCGCGCCUGGGAUGACCAAUGGAUUUUCUGGGUUGGACCAUUCAUCGGGGCAGCUCUUGCAGCUUUAUACCACGUGGUGGUGAUCAGAGCCAUUCCUUUCAAAUCAAAGUGAUGAUCAAAUAUUAAUAUAUAUCUAUGUAGUGGUGAUCGCUCGUGGCUAUUGCUGCUUUGCCAAUUUCUGUUUGUCUAGUUAUGUGUAUUUUCCAUUCUAAGAAUUGUAUUAGUACCGAAGUUUCUUCAAGGGUGAUCAAAAGCCUUCUUUCCUUCUGUUAAUUUUUCCGGUUCAAAGGGAAGAGGUUGCUGAUGAUCGAUCAAUGCCUGUCUCCCUGUAAAUUGAAAUGUGUGGCUGUGAUUGUGAAAUGUCAUUUUCAAAAUAACACCGACCAAACCCAACUUGCGUAACCA
Molecule: messenger RNA, 1234 nt
Organism: Mangifera indica (mango)
Lineage: Eukaryota; Viridiplantae; Streptophyta; Magnoliopsida; Sapindales; Anacardiaceae
Product: probable aquaporin PIP1-2
Exons: 4
Coding region: 75-941 (288 amino acids)
Biological process (GO): response to water deprivation; transmembrane transport
Cellular component (GO): plasmodesma; vacuole; plasma membrane
Molecular function (GO): water channel activity
Source: RefSeq, a predicted model, not a curated record